AUGGCUCUGAGCAAAGGGCUGCGGCUGCUGGUGCGGCCGGCCCCCCCCGGCAGCAGCGUCCUGCUGGAGGCGCGCGGACGCCACGACUGUCUCCUCUUCGAGGCCGGCACCGUGGCCACGCUCACUCCGGAAGAGAAGGAAGUAAUUAAAGGACAAUAUGGAAAAGCUGUAGAUGCCUACGGUUGCUUGGGAGAGCUCAAGCUCAUAUCUGGAAGCAAUCAGCUGAGUUUCUUGGUCUUGGUAUCAGGCUGCACAUCAGUGGGAAGGAUCCUGGAUACGGAAAUUUACCAGAUCACAGCAACAGACUUCUAUCCUCUCCAGGAAGAAGUCAAGGAGGAGGACCGACUCUCCACCUUGAAGAAAAUUUUGAACUCUGGGAUGUUUUAUUUCUCCUGGCCAAAUGUCGGGGCUAACUUUGACCUGACCGUCCGGGCGCAGAAGCAAGGUGAUGAUAGCUACGAGUCGGGAAACUCCUUCUUCUGGAACCAGCUGUUGCACGUGCCCUUGGAGCACUGCCAAGUGAACUGCUCGGACUGGCUGCUGAAGGUGAUCUGUGGCGUGGUCCACGUGCGCACAGUUUACGCCUCGCACAAGCAGGCCAAAGCCUGCCUCAUCUCCCGAAUCAGCUGCGCGCGGGCCGGGGCCCGCUUCCACAUCCGAGGGGUGGACGACGACGGACACGUGGCCAACUUUGUGGAGACGGAGCAGACCAUUUACGUGGAUGAUGGUGUCUCGUCGUUCGUCCAGAUCCGAGGUUCGGUUCCGCUAUUUUGGGAGCAGCCGGGACUCCAGGUUGGCUCACAUCAUUUGAAACUCAGCAGAGGUCUGGAGGCAAAUGCCCCUGCUUUUGACAGGCACAUGAUGCUUCUGAAAGAGCAGUAUGGAAAGCAAGUGAUCGUUAACCUGUUGGGAAGCAGAGGAGGAGAGGAGGUGCUCAACAGAGCCUUCAAGAAAUUGCUGUGGGCCUCUCUCCAUGCCGCCGACACACCAAUGAUCAACUUCGACCUCCAUCAGUUUGCCAAAGGAGGGAAGAUAGAGAAACUGGAGAAUCUGCUGAGGCCCCAGUUAAAGUUGCACUGGGACGAGUUCGACAUUUUUGUAAAGGGCAAGACUUUAAGCCCACAUUUUCAGACAGGAACCCUGCGAAUGAACUGCCUUGACUGUCUGGACCGAACCAACAGCGUGCAGAGCUUCAUUGGGCUUGAGGUUCUGCAUAUUCAGCUAGAGAGCCUGGGCCUGGAUUCGAAGCCCAUAGUUGAGCGCUUUGUGGAAUUCUACAAGGUCAUGUGGUCUUUCAAUGGGCACAACUUGAGCAAAGUGUUCACCGGCAGCCGGGCCCUGGAAGGAAAGGCCAAGGUGGGGAAGCUCAAGGAUGGAGCCCGGUCUAUGUCUCGCACGAUCCAAUCCAACUUCUUCGAUGGAGUGAAGCAGGAGGCCAUUAGGCUGCUGCUGGUGGGAGAUGUCUACAGUGAGGAGUAUGCGGACAAGGGAAGGAUGCUGGUGGACAGCUCGGCCCUGCUAGGGACAACCAGCAUGCUGAAGGCAGUGGCCGAGCGGCAGUCAGAAUUCACCAAUUUCAAGCAGAUCCGCGUGGCUGUGGGGACCUGGAAUGUGAAUGGAGGGAAGCAGUUCCGGAGCCACCUCCUGGGCACCAGCGAGCUGACGGACUGGCUGCUGGAUUCCCCCAAAUUUGCGGGUGCGGCCUACUUCCGGGAUGACAGCAGCUCAUCUGAUAUAUUUGCAGUGGGGUGUGAAGAGAUGGUGGAACUGAGUGCAGGAAAUAUUGUCAAUGCCAGCACAACCAAUAGAAAAACAUGGGGUGAGCAGCUUCAGAAAGCUAUUUCCCGGACUCAUAAGUACAUUCUGUUGACUUCGGCCCAGCUGGUGGGUGUCUGUCUUUACAUUUUCAUCCGUCCACACCAUGUUCCAUUCAUCAGGGAUGUAGCAGUAGACACAGUGAAGACCGGAAUGGGAGGAAAAGCUGGGAAUAAGGGUGCUGUUGGCAUCCGUUUUCAAUUCCACAGCACCAGUUUUUGCUUCAUCUGCAGCCAUUUGACGGCUGGACAGACCCAGGUGAAAGAAAGGAACGAAGACUACAAAGAGAUUACUCAGAAGCUCAGUUUCCCAAUGGGAAGGAAUGUCUUCUCCCAUGAUUAUGUGUUCUGGUGUGGUGAUUUCAACUAUCGCAUUGAUCUUACCUAUGAAGAAGUCUUUUAUUUUGUUAAACGACAAGAUUGGAAGAAACUUUUGGAAUUUGACCAGUUACAACUACAGAAAUCAAGUGGAAAAAUUUUUAAAGACUUCCAUGAAGGAACCAUUAAUUUUGGACCCACGUACAAGUAUGAUGUGGGCUCAGAGGCUUAUGAUACGAGCGACAAGUGCCGAACCCCAGCCUGGACCGACAGAGUGCUUUGGUGGAGAAAGAAACAUCCCUUUGAUAAAACAGCUGAAGAGAUCAACCUUCUAGACAACGAUAUAAACUUUGAGGCAAAAGUCAAACAUACCUGGUCCCCUGGUGCUCUCAUGUACUAUGGCCGUGCAGAGCUGCUUGCGUCGGAUCAUAGGCCGGUGCUGGCUGUGGUGGAUGUGGAAGUUCAGGAAGUUGAUGUGGCUGCUCGGGAGAGAAUCUUCCAAGAAGUUUCUUCUUUCCAGGGACCUUUGGAUGCCACGGUAGUGGUAAACCUCCAGUCCCCAACCCUGGAAGAGAAAAAUGAAUUUCCUGAGGACUUGCGCACUGAGCUCAUGGAAACUCUGGGGAAUUUUGGGACAAUUGUUCUCGUCAGGAUCAAUCAAGGACAAAUGAUGGUGACAUUUGCAGACAGCCGAUCAGCCUUCAGCGUUUUGGGUGUGGAUGGCAUGAAGGUGAAAGGCCGAGCCCUGAAGAUCAGACCCAAAACCAAAGAUUGGCUGAAGGGGCUGAGAGAGGAAAUCACUCGGAAGCGAGACAGCGUUGUGUCCAUGUCGCCCACAGCCAACUCAUGCCUGCUGGAGGAAAACUUUGACUUCUCAAGCCUGGACUAUGAAUCGGAAGGUGAUAUCCUGGAAGACGAGGAGGACGACUUGGAUGAUGAGCAACCUCAGCACCUCAUGUCAGAUGCAGAGCUGAGCACGGAUGGCAUCUCUGCCAGUCCCACCCCUUCAGCAAGACCCGGCCUCAUUGAUGCUGAGCUGGCAGAGUUGAAGCAAGAGCUGGAAGCAGUUGGAGACUUCCGCCUCCGUUCCCCGAGCAGGUCUCUGUCGGUACCCAGCAGGCCUCGGCCCCUUCAUCCACCACAGAGACCCCCACCUCCAACUGGAAUGACAGUGAAAAAGUCCGCCUCUGAUGCCUCCCUCCCCUCGGGCACCCACACACAGUAUUCCAUCUUGCAGAUGGCAAAGCUUCUUCCAGGAGCACCACAGCAACCGCCUAAAGCCAGGAUGGGAAUAAGUAAGCCAUACAAUGUCAAGCAGAUCAAAACAACCAAUGCUCAGGAAGCUGAGGAAGCCAUUCGAUGCCUGAUGGAAGCAAAGGGAGGGAUGCCAGAAGAGGCCCUAAAUUCUGUUCUCCAGAGGAGCCAAGUACCCACCAAUCUGGAUCCCUCAUCCAGCUCAGCGAAGCCAGGGGCCUCUACAGGCGGGCAGCUCCUGCCCCAACGGCCCGCACCCAGAGUUCCCACCAUGAAGAAGGCGAUAUCCCUGCGGAAAACAGGAAAAUCCUUGUCGUCAGAGGAGCAGUUUGCACAGCAAACUGUCCAAUUUACCAUUGGAUCCCCUGAGGCCGGUCCCCAAGACUCCUCUUUCACCACCCUCACUCCCACUGCUCCGGUCCCCAAACCGAGAACCACGCAGUCCCGGAAAGUGGCCCAAGAAAAAUCGAGCCUGGAGGCACAACCUUUCGCCGAGGAUGCUUUGAUCGUCAGCCCAGUGCCUGCCUUUGUCCCCAAGGUCCCACCGAGGAGGAAGAAAUCUGCGCCCACAGCUUUCCACCUUCAGGUGCUGCAGUCAAACAGUCUGCUUCUCCAGGAUUUACCUCAAGUCAGCAGUGGGGGCAAUGGCAGCAGUGGUAGCAACAGCAGCAGUACCCUCCAUCCUGCUACCAGAGACCAGUACGAAACAUCACCCUCCUCUCCGCAAGAGUCGCAUAUUCUGAAUGCCACCACCGGUGCCGGCCCGGACCCCAACGGCACCCGGGAAUCAAAGAGAGAGCCCUCUCUUCUCCCCGAUGAUCAGCAGGAUCCCUUCUCGAGCCUCUUUCACCACCCAAAUCUGCUGGGCAAUGGCUGGCUUGCCAAGAGUUCUAAGUCUUCGGAUUUAGGGACCCAGAGUCCGGGAAGGGAAGACCUGAACUGGACCCUGUUUGCCACUCCAACAGCCAGGGUGGGCAUCACCAGCGAGUGUGGCCCUUCAGGCUUUCAGGGCUUUGGUCCCUGUGGGGAGGGUGCCGACCAAGACAAAGGGAAGGCACUGCAAGUGGUCUCCCGCUGUCUCUAAUAUUCAGAUUGUCUCCCUUCCCUCUCCCUGCAGGCAUCCUUCUUGGUUUUAUGGACCCAGAAAUCCACUUGUUGUAGAAUCCCGUCUGCAAAGAGGGAACCACCUCUUUCCUGCCUGAGGUGGAUACUGGGGCAGUGUUUGAGUUUAUAGCAUCAUUCUUGUAGAGUUUGCUGACAGGAUUUCUUUCUGUUGUACGUUGUAUAUUGUCUCCGACUAAUCAAAAAAUUGUUCAUUUGGAUUUUGGAUAUUUUAUGAGCGCUUCCUCCCCUGCGCCGUCAUCUCCUACCCCUUUCCUCCCCCACUCUCCGCACCUAUGUUGCUUUGGCUGAACCUAAGAAUACAAGAAUAAUUUCUGUGUGGCUCUUAUGCAAAUGACUUCUACAUUUGUGGAAAAACUGUGGAUAAACAAUGCAGAGCAGGCCUCUGGGAACAGGGUGAAAUGUGAGUCUGUGUUUUCUUUUCUGCUCCUCGGGGAGCCUGCCGAGGCACAACUUUUCCGGUUUUCUCCCUCAAUCUCAUCCCAUCGCAUCGGGGUGUUUGGAACUGCUGCUUGCCACUUGUCUGACUCUGCAGAAGGUAGGUGCCGAGAUAAGAAUGAGGCUUUGAAACGUACAUUCCAGGAACACCUCUGGUCUUGGGUUUCUGGAGGAUCCUAGUGAUGUUUUAGGGCUUAGCUGGCUAAUGAAACUUAAGAGAUCGAUACGCCCAACCCAAAUGAGUGCUAGCCAUAGGAAUCCAAACUGCUACAUCUGGAGGAGUUUGAAUUCUUAUUUACUGCUUCUGAACUGUAUUUAUCUCUAAAGAAAUUGGGCCUCUCGGGCACAAGGAAGUGAAUGUGAUGAAAUGGACAGCAGAUGAGGAGUAUACUAUUUGGAGCAUAUGCUCUCUCCAGUGUAUCAGGUGUGGCUUAAAUUGCUCAAACUAGGUGCUCAGUAGCAGCGAAUAUGUUUGAUCCCCUACCACCCAUUACAGAAGGUGAUUUCCCUCUAUCCUGGAACACCGCAUCCAGUGUGGAAUGCUUUUUCUUGAAGGCCAUACCCAGACCUACAGUAACUGGGUAGGCGGGUACACUUCCAUUGGAGAGUCACAUUGAUAGAACAUGGAAAUGUGAUGGAUGCCAGCUGUCCCACCCUCACCCCCAAGCUGUGCCAGUAUGACAGCCACAAACCAGGCAGGGUUUCUGGCUUGUACCUGAAAGUGCUUGUUUCUAACAGCAAGGAUUUUAUGCCUUUAAUAGCGAGCAUGAUGCAUUAGCUUCUCUUUGCUACUAGAAUAUGCUUCAUCUCAGCAAUGUAGAGCAGCUGCAUUUGUGUCCUUUCAAGAACCUAAUGGGAUUCAGGAAGUUUUAUUUCCUCUUUAUGCUUCCUUUCAAAAGCAUCAGGCUUCUCUAGUGUGGCAUUUGACUCGGAAGGCCCACCGGAAUCAGCACAAAUGCACUUGGUUUGGGAGUGGAACCCUUAAGGCAGAGCCCUGUGUUAGGUCCUAGAGAUGGGAGUCGUCUUUUCUGUUUCUCUUUGAAUGUCCGCAUGGGAGAAGGGAGCCACUCUGGUCAUGCCUAGUGUAGCCUUCCCAUUGGGAAGUCAGGUGAAUUGAAGAGGGGAUUGCUCAACUUCCAGUUCUUGCUUUGCGCAAGGCUAGAAAAAUAGGCAAUAUAACAGUAGGUAUGAAGGGUAGGGAAUAGAAUGAGAAGCAGUGUAGCCUAGUGGAUAGAGCUCGGGCCUGGGAGUCACAAGGAUCUGGGGUCUCAUCCCAGC
This is a messenger RNA of Tachyglossus aculeatus (Australian echidna), 6224 nucleotides long. It is a transcript of the gene SYNJ2, whose product is annotated as synaptojanin 2. Gene Ontology annotation, biological process: synaptic vesicle endocytosis; brain development; phosphatidylinositol dephosphorylation. The record is from RefSeq and is a predicted model, not a curated record. NCBI's taxonomy places the organism in Eukaryota, Metazoa, Chordata, Mammalia, Monotremata, Tachyglossidae. Gene Ontology annotation, cellular component: perinuclear region of cytoplasm; presynapse. Gene Ontology annotation, molecular function: RNA binding; phosphatidylinositol-4,5-bisphosphate 5-phosphatase activity.